CCUGCUCAUCAACAUUAGUCCGGUGGGCCGGGGCCACGUGCUGCUGGUGCCGCAGAUGGCACGCCUGCUGCCGCAGCAGCUGGAGCAGCGCGGUCUGCAGCGGCUGCUCGACCUGCUCCUGCUCAGCCGCAGCACCGGUCUUCGAGGGCUCUUCAACAGCAUCGGAGCGCGGGCGUCUGUGAACCACUACCACUUCCAGCUGUACUACUUCGACCACCCGCUGUACAUCGAGACGGCACCGGUGGAGCGGCUCGACGACGGCCUGUACCAGCUGACCGCCUUCCCUGCGCCCGCCUUCGUGUUCGAGGUCACGCGCGCCACGUACGCCGACGUCGCCAGUCGCGUGGUGGCGCUGGCGGAGCUGAUCCUGGACGAGGGGCUUGCCUUUAACCUGGUGGCGUGCCGUGGCGGUCGCUGCUCGGACUCGCCGGCGCGACCCGAGCUGUACCAGGCCGUGCGCGUGUUCGUCUGGCCCCGGCAGCCGGAGUUAUUGCAAGAACCGACGGACGACUACCAGGUGGCCUCGUGCGAGUUCGCCGGACACAUCACCGUUGCAUCGGCCGAGUCCCUGAACUCGCUGACCGAAGCCGGCGUGGCCGAGAGUCUCCGGACCGUGGCCGAGCCCGCCUUCCGCCAGCUCCGGGACAAUCGUGCUGAGCCGGCUCGUGGGAUGCUCUAG
Molecule: messenger RNA, 679 nt
Organism: Pollicipes pollicipes
Lineage: Eukaryota; Metazoa; Arthropoda; Thecostraca; Pollicipedomorpha; Pollicipedidae
Product: GDP-D-glucose phosphorylase 1-like
Exons: 7
Coding region: 56-679 (207 amino acids)
Biological process (GO): glucose metabolic process
Cellular component (GO): cytoplasm
Molecular function (GO): GDP-D-glucose phosphorylase activity
Source: RefSeq, a predicted model, not a curated record